Plutella xylostella (diamondback moth) is the source of this 790-nucleotide messenger RNA. RefSeq lists its product as uncharacterized. Lineage: Eukaryota; Metazoa; Arthropoda; Insecta; Lepidoptera; Plutellidae. The record is from RefSeq and is a predicted model, not a curated record.
GUGAAUUUCGAACUAAAAAUUAAUAAAAACGUGAAACUUAUUAAUUAAACUGAAAAGAUGCCGGCUAAGAAACAAAUAACCGAGGCACAAGAACGACUCCUUCUGCAAAUGAUGCAGGAGAACCCCGAGAUUGCCAACAAUCGCGUGACGAGCCUGACGGACUCCAUGGCCAAGCAGAAUUUACAGAAAUUUUGGGAAUCAUUAGCGUCCCGGCUGAAUGCCACGGGCUCCGGCAACAAGAGAGUAUGGCAGAAGUGGCGAGACUAUUGGACCGAGCGUAAGUACGGAGUGAGAAGAAAGGUGGCAAAGAUUCAAGCACACACCGGCUCAGGAAGUUCCGCUAUAAAACUGACUGAUGUAGAAGAACAAAUCCUAGAAAUAAUGGAUAUGAAACCAACCCACUUAAGGGAAUCCUCAGCAGCUCAAGGAUAUUAUAAUCAAGAGUUUGUCCUGGAAUGUACUCCGGCAAUGAAUAGACCACAGUCUCCGGUGUCUCCUGCCCAUUCACCACUGAUGGAAUCUAUGCAAAACACUUUACAUAAGUCAGAAAUUAAGUCAGAUCCACUGCAAGAACAAGAAUCACAGCCUUCAUCACCCUCUAAUAGUCCAAUGCGAGAUGAACUAGUCACUCAAGCCCCUUCAUGGGCUGUUGAAUUGGAGAACAGGAGAAUGGAGAUAGAGAGCCAACAGCUGCGGGUGUUAGAGCGACUCGCCACAUCAGUUGACAAGCUCGCCACUACUGCUGAUAAGCUACUACAGAUGCUAGCAAAUAAAUAAAGCAAUGGCUUUU